Exophiala mesophila is the source of this 1217-nucleotide messenger RNA. RefSeq lists its product as uncharacterized. The record is from RefSeq and is a predicted model, not a curated record. The coding region runs from base 1 to 1137 and encodes 378 amino acids. The transcript has a single exon. Lineage: Eukaryota; Fungi; Ascomycota; Eurotiomycetes; Chaetothyriales; Herpotrichiellaceae.
AUGGCCCUUCUCCGUCAUCAACGUAUGAUCAUAGUGGUCGCUGCCACUCUGUUCAUUCUUGCACUCGUUCGACUAUACAUUAGGCCACAAUUGCCUCCUAUUCUCACACAUGUCGGUUCAUCCGAAAAUGACCAUCGUCCAAUAUUCGUGCCCGGAGUGGCCAAGGGAUGGACAGAAAGCUACACCAAGACCCUCGUGAUGGCCAAACUAGAAUCCGAAGAUAUUUCAUGGGUAUCUCGAGAUCUCGGCGAAUUCAACACCAGCAUCUACAUCAUGGACCGCAACAGUUCUCAGGGUGGUCUGACGGUACCUCGGAACAAAGGUCACGAAGCCAUGGCAUAUUUGACCUACAUCAUUGACAACUACGAGCAACUCCCCGAUGUGGUCCUAUUCUUCCAUCCUCACAAGUCGACCUGGCACAACAACAUCUUGCUUAACCUGGACAGCACGCAGACGAUCCGUCGACUCAACCCGGGACGGGUGAUGCGCGAAGGAUAUUUCAAUGCUCGGUGCCAUCACGACCCCGGCUGUCCUAAUUGGCUUCAUGUCGACCGACCAAAAGCCGAGUGGGAUUUGAUCAAAAAGAAAGAAGAACCUCAUUUGACCAGUCAAGUCUGGCGGGAACUCCAUCCAGGUGGUGAUCCCAUCCCACCAGCGUUGUCGCAACCGUGUUGUGCCCAAUUUGCCGUUUCUGGACAGAGAAUCCGUGCUCGACCUGUAUCGGAUUAUCUCCAUUAUCGACAGUGGUUGUUAGACACUGAUCUGUCGGAUGAAUUCUCCGGGCGCAUUCUCGAGUAUAAUUGGCAGUAUAUCUUCACUGGUCAGGCAGAGUUUUGUCCGUCACAACAUGAAUGUUAUUGUGACGGGUUUGGUAUCUGCUUUGGAGGGACCACCGAGGCCAAUUUGCAGCAUUGGCUUGAUUUGCAGAGGAAGAAGGAACUCGUGGAUGAAAAAUUGGUCGAGUUGAGAAAGGAUGCAGAAAUGAAUCGACAAGAGAUUGUCAUUGCCGACAAGGAGAAGUCAGCUUUGACUCUUCGAUUGGAUACGCUCAAGGCUGAAGCUUACCGUCGUGGUGAAAGUCCCAAGGAACGGGCCUUGGAAUGUGGUAGACCUUGGAAACCGGGUGAUGGAUUCUAGGAGGAUACCAUCAUCCUUUUCCGCGGGAGUUACCACUUGGCCAUUGUUGAUAGAGACAAAUCGUACGCUAUUCAAAUACA